AUGCCUGCUGGCUCGUGGGGGACGUUGUUUGGCUGUCCAAAGGACCCCCACGGUUACUCUCAAGAAUUCCGAGCGGCGAUGCUCAAGCUCAAGUCCAUGGGGCUGGGAGAUACUGGGAGCUGGCACAACAUGUGCGUUGCUGUGGAUUGGGGGGCGAACAAUGAGGUCACACCCAUCUACGGAACACAAGGAGUCCACAAGCAGAAGAAGAUGAAAAGUCCACCGGUGGCGGACCCCUUAUCCUGUCAGGUCGGACGUCUUUUCAACUUCCAGGCCCCUCCCGUUAUCCAGAUGAGCGCUUUACAGGACUGGUCCGUUGUGGUUGAUACGUGGCGACAAUCGACUAUUACGGCAAGUUUUGAUCAAGUUGUUCCUGGGGUAUUGCCACCUGCUGGUGUAGGUUUCGACAUAUGUCCCUGGUUGGUGGAGAACCCAGCUUUCGUUAGCAUGGCAUUACUCGAGGGACCAGCAUUUGCGAAGCCUGCGUUCACGGAUAUCACCUCGGCGCUGGCUCAGGCAGAAUUGACGUCUCCUGAUGUGGAGUUGCAAAAUAAUUCUUGCGAAGAUGCGAAGGAAUGGGACGAUAUUUGUUGCAUGGACCGCUUCCUUACCGCGUUGGUGUGUGGAUUCUCGCUGUGUGAGUUGGCAAUUGGAGACCUGGUGCUUACACCGGUGGAGCGACGUGGAAAGAUUCGAGCGCUCAAACUCACCCCCUACUGGGACUCAAAUGAGCUCUUCGCGCGCGCGAUGUCUGCUGUAGCUCAAGCCACGUCCACUAGAAAGCUCGCAAUCAGCAUCGAGGGUGGUCUUGGCGAAGCGGCUGAGCUAUCGGUGUGGGAGUGGCUGGCAUACUCGCUGUGGAGUUCAUGUUCGGAAACAUCCGUUGAGGAGUUUGAUUCUGCUGUCGAUGCGGUCAUGCGCAACGGUUAUCCCUACCAAGUUGAUGGACAUUCUCCUGCAGCGUCGGUGUACGGAUAUAUUGAUGUCCAACCAGGAACGGCUUUGAUUCCAACAGCUCGUGGUGAUGCUACUCUCGAUUUCUCUCGUGAGUGGCGGUGUCGAGCACUCUUUGACCCCCUGGCGACGGGUAGCUAUGCUGACGUGGUCAUUCCUGGAUAUGGAGUGCGCAAGAUAGAUCUUUCGGUUGGAGUGAACACAUUCGUGGCUGAUACGUAG
Messenger RNA from Phytophthora sojae, 1176 nucleotides. RefSeq lists its product as hypothetical. The coding region runs from base 1 to 1176 and encodes 391 amino acids. The record is from RefSeq and is a predicted model, not a curated record. Lineage: Eukaryota; Oomycota; Peronosporomycetes; Peronosporales; Peronosporaceae. The transcript has 2 exons.